GGAUCCAAACCCCGUCAAUUGGGUCAAAGGACGGGGUUUAAAAAUAACAAGUAUAGUUUAUCUAAUUUUCAAAUAUUUAGUACUAACCAGUAAUAUUUGGGGCGUGUAAUAAUGUAUUCAUUUGAGCGCUCAUCAAUAUAAAAAUUAAUAAUAUUGCCGCCGCUGUUGCUGCCGUGAUGGCGGAUAGAAAAAUAUGGACCCGGCCCUGCAGGUUUUUGCCGGAGCAAUGAGGUUAUUCUUAACUCUUAUUGGUCUAGAGUGCCGGGUUUGCAGGAGAAGAACACCGGCAGGAUUUGAUUGGUCAUUACAGAAGUUUUCUUAAAUUGUGAUUGGCUAAAAAUCAAUACCCUGCAAAAGCCAAAAUGCUCACGCUAGUCUUCAUUUUCAUAUCUUCCUCAACAUCAUUGCUCAACAUGGCGUUUAGUUCAGUGAGAGAAGAUGUUUUGAAAUUAUUUCAAGACGAAGAUUUGCAGAAAUUGAUUGAAAUAUUUAAUAUUUAUUCUGAGAAAUGGAUAAAUUCAAAUAAAAAUGUGUUUUUAAACACAGAACAGCUUUAUGCUGUACUUUCUUGUGGAGAAAUUGGUGUGAAUGAAGAUGAAUUAUCUUCCUGCAUCAGUUUCUUCCAAGAAUUGUGUUGCAUUGAGGUCCGAAUUAUCUGGAAAUUGCUUGUUUAGCUCCAUAUCCUUAUGUCUGGUAGGUGAUAAUAGUUUGACGCAACAGUUAAGGCUACUUGCUUGCAUUGAACUUUUUGUCAAUUCUGAGUAUUAUAGUUCUCACCCCAAUUUAUUUGUUGACAAAUAUCCAUCUUUAAGUCCAUCAAAUAUUUAGCAAUGUCAGUAUCUCAUGCUGCUGUUGCAGGGACUAUGGGGUUACUCAGUUGUCACUUUAUCCUGCAUUCAUUUUUAUUCAUAUCAAACCAUUUCAUUGCAAUAUUCAUUAUCAUUUAAUUGAAAACUGUCAAGAAAUAGUAGAACAUAGUUGCAGUUGUCAAGUUAUCCUGUAUUUUUUAAAUAUAAAUAUGCCAAUGACAGCUAAAUUUUUCUCUAUUUUUUCCUCAUCAUUGUAUCUUGUUAUCUUAAUUCUUUACUUCUUUUUUAUUUGGCUGUCCAUGUCUGGAUGACAUUUUUUGUUAUCCUAGGCAUGCUGAUGAGCUCUGAUAUUGAGCGAAACGGCCUAUUAACAUCUAUAAAUGAUAUGAGAUAAUCUUGUUUCUUUAGUUCAUAGGCUUCAUAUAUAACAAUAGAAACUCAGCAAGAAAGAGAAGCAACCAAACAACAUUGUUGACGAUUUUCGUUUUAUGCUGUAUGAAUGACAAAUAGCCUUUUUAUUUUCAAAAUAAUUUACAAUUUAGAUGCGGGAAUGUUGUUUUCAGACAAUCUAGGAUCCUCCAAUGUUUAAAAAUUUUCUGGCCCCUCAGGCCCAACCAUGGUGGGCCUUCGCGUGUCACUAAUAUAAGUACAUUUUACGACGGGGUACAUCAGAAAUCCUAGAUCCGCCCCUGCAGGCCUAUUUCUAUUCUACCCGUAUUCUCAAAGAUUCUUGAAAAAAUUAUGCACAACAGAGUUUUUCGCUUCUUCACCGAGAAUUCUAUCUUUCGUAAGAAGCAAUUUGGAUUUAGAAACAGACACUCCACAGAACAUGCGAUAAUGCAACUUGUGGAGGACAUUCAUCAAUCUUUUAGUGAUGGAAAAUUGACUUUGGGUAUUGUUAUUGACCUAUCUAAGGCUUUUGAUACCGUUGAUCACAACAUAUUAUUAGGUAAACUAAAUGCGUAUGGAAUAAGUGGGGUAACAUUAAAAUGGUUUAAAAGUUAUCUGAGUGAACGAACUCAAUACAUAGAUAUUGGCAGUGACAAAAAAACUAAUAAGCUAACAAUUAAAUGUGGAGUUCCACAAGGUUCAAUUCUUGGACCACUCUUAUUAUUAAUAUAUGUUAAUGAUCUAAGCAAUUGUUCUGAAAUCCUAAAUUCUAUUAUGUUUGCAGAUGACACUAAUUUGUUUUACUCCCAUAAAUGUAUUAAUACUCUUUAUAAAACUGUAAAUACCGAGUUAAACAAAUUAUCGACCUGGUUCUCUGCUAAUAAAUUAUCACUAAAUAUAAAAAAAACAAAGUAUACAUUAUUCC
Molecule: messenger RNA, 2124 nt
Organism: Hydractinia symbiolongicarpus
Lineage: Eukaryota; Metazoa; Cnidaria; Hydrozoa; Anthoathecata; Hydractiniidae
Exons: 2
Coding region: 363-674 (103 amino acids)
Source: RefSeq, a predicted model, not a curated record